This is a messenger RNA of Microbotryum saponariae, 377 nucleotides long. The record is from the annotation of a GenBank genome assembly. Lineage: Eukaryota; Fungi; Basidiomycota; Microbotryomycetes; Microbotryales; Microbotryaceae.
AUGGGAGGCUGGUUGAUCAUCUGGGUCGGCUUGAUCGUCGCCGGUCUCGCUGCGGGCGGGUUCAUCUCGGUGCGCAAGGGCGAGAACCAAGUGUCAGUCCGGGGCCACCGACUGGCUUGUACGCGAUGGCACAGCACACAGCGCACUGACCUGUCCCGUCUCGAUACAGUGUGAUCCGAACGAGCAUCCUCUUGGUCGUCACGUGCUGCUACCUCAUGCAAGUCCCCAGCGUACGCAAGCGGGCAAACAAAGACCGUCCGAAGCUGACCCGGGUCGUGCUCCCCGACUCUGCUGCAGGUGGGCCAUCACCUACCUGGCCCAACUCAAUCCUCUCAUUCGUCAGUUUGCUCCCAACCAAGCGUGGCUGCGCAAACUGA